AUGAAGCGGUUCAUGGCCAUGUUAAACAGGGAUAAAAAUAAGGAUCCCCCACCUGCCAAGCUGCUGGAUCUAGCAGGACAGCUUUGCCAGGAUCUCCAGAGCUCAUUUCCUAGUCUGGAGAAGCUGGUUGGGGCCAUGAUGGGAUGCAAACACAAGAUGUAUUUUCUCACUAACAUCCACGUUGUCCAAGCUUGCGUGUUUGUUCAUAUCCAGAAAGGGCAGCAUGACACAGCCUGCAGACUGCUGGAGUGUAGCAAGGCAGAACAGAAGGAGAAGCUGGUGCAACUUUGGCAUGAGAUUCACUACCGGAGGGUUAUGGAACAACACCACACAGAUUUUCUGACACCACUGCAGAAGUUCCGCUGCAGGAAGAGGAAUCCUCCACCUAUUUCCCUUUGUCCUGAAGGUUUGAAGAAUCGAAACUAUUCGGAUGAAGUGCGCCAGCAACUGCACAGGUUUGCUGCAGAGGUGACAACAAAUCCAAACAAGAAACAGCGGGAGGGGCUGGCUCAGGACAUGAACUUGCAGCCAACUCAGGUCUACAACUGGUUUGCAAAUUACCGACGGCGUCAAAAAUCCUGCCUCCCUCGUAUGGAAAAGCAAAACAACUUGUGUCCUGAGAGGGCUCUGGCUUAUCACACAAAGCAGCAGCAGGAUAGAGGAUUCUACACUCCACAAACUGCAGAUGGAUCUUAUGUAGGCAUCGACUCUGAGCAAAUGGAGAUAACUCUCAUGCCCUGUGACCCAGGGUGGGACCAGUCAGCUGCAGAUCUGGAUAAGCCUCCUGAGGGAACAUAUUUAAAGAUGCUGGAAUCCAGCUUUAUGCAGAGCAGUGAGCUGUAUGAAGCGGGGACAAACAAGGCUUACUUGACCACUCACAGCACUGAACAACCUGUAUCAUUUUGGCCUGAAGCUAUGCUGGAACCAGGAACCUGCUUUAACCCUGCUGUCCUGCAGGCCAGAGAAGCAGCAAGCAGUACUGAUGCCAGCCCCCAGCUGGGUAACAUCGUCCUGUGCCCCUGUGGGUCUCUUACCUUCCCAGAUGAACAGCUGGCCAUGUGGCAGGCCCCUUGCAGCACCAGAGGAGUCUCUGGCUCUAUGUGGACCCCAAGUAUAGAAGGUAUCAGAGCUCCCUUGAGCAGAGUCCCUCAAGGUGGCUUUGUUGAUGCCAGUUCAGGAAGAAUCAUUCAGCAGUCAGAUUUAGAGGUUGAAAGCUUCAUCCUUAGAGAAGGACAGCUAGGGACCCUGGAGUCUGUUCUUCCCCACAGUUACUGUCAGACUGUGUUUGGCAAGCCUCAGUGCCCACCUGUUUCUGCACCCUGCACGGAAGAAAGCCAAGCCCUGGGACACAGCCAGGUUCUGGAGGAUCCAGUUGGCAACCCAUUAACCAAUGACACGGUCUGGGCAGCGUGGCUGCUCUUUGAAUUCUCAGCUGGUGGACAAAUGUGA
Nestor notabilis (Kea) is the source of this 1449-nucleotide messenger RNA. RefSeq names its product anomalous homeobox (gene ANHX). Bases 1 to 1449 code for a protein of 482 amino acids. The record is from RefSeq and is a predicted model, not a curated record. NCBI's taxonomy places the organism in Eukaryota, Metazoa, Chordata, Aves, Psittaciformes, Psittacidae. Gene Ontology annotation, cellular component: transcription regulator complex; nucleus. Gene Ontology annotation, biological process: regulation of transcription by RNA polymerase II. The transcript has 9 exons. Gene Ontology annotation, molecular function: RNA polymerase II cis-regulatory region sequence-specific DNA binding; DNA-binding transcription factor activity, RNA polymerase II-specific.